AACACUUUUCGAAAUACAGUUUACAGUUUUUGCAGUCAAUCAACUUUACAUUCAGGAAAGGAAUAGUAAUGCAUGACGUUUCGCUCCUUGAAUGCUCUUUUUUGCAUGUGUUGAUAAUGACUCGUAAAGGCAUGGAUAAACUAAAAAGCCUGUGUUGUAGUAGCUCCUUUUGAGAUCAAAGAAAAUACGUAAUUACUAAACUAUCCCUUAAAACUGAAAUACUGUCUGCAGCUUGCGUCCUGUCAAACGUUUACAAAUGAUUUGAAACCUUUCCUCUCAAACCUUCCUUACUCUCACAUGUAUUAAAUCUAAACACGCUUAAUCACAGUAUUAUUGAAAUGAAAACCUGAUCACUAUGUUCACAUUUCAAGUCCAUCCAAACGUAGUGCAUAUUUACUCUUGCAGAAAAAGAAUGUCCAGCGUUUGUUUGUGACUUAGAGGGAUUAUAAAGUUCCAGACAAUGCCUCGGUCCCUGUCUGAAAUGACCUCCCCAAAUGCAGGUCUUCAUGUAAGUCGUCAGCAAUUUUCCCUUAAUUCAUUCUUGUAAUGAGAUUAGCCGAGGCAGCCGCGAAUCCAGGCACCCUGAAAUCUAGGCUUAGAUGGAGCAUGGCUUUGUCUUGUCUCACGCAGUCCGAAACACCACCUAUUGUGUUGAAACGUGCCGGUUCGGAUGAAGAGAUGCCCAAAUCUUGCCGUUUGAAAUGGUUUUAAAAAGUGACAUUUGCAUCCAAAUUAGCGGCAGCUGUGACCGGCUACUGGGGGAAAUGGCCUGAUUUCAGAAGAACCACAGUCAGCUCAGUGCUUAGUUAAUUAGUUAGGAAGUUCAUUUGUGAUUCACUGAGUUUUAUUAGUAUAUCCUUUCCUGUUUAGGACUCAAAGGUAAUCUACUUCUUUCAGAAGUGAGGUCAAGAGUUGGUCAGAGACCUCAUAUUUGACUAAUUUUAAGGUCACUGGACCUGCUGACAAACUGCAGAGAAGGAUCUCGUAAACCCGUCAAAAAGAUUAGCCAGGCGGUAUCCUAGAGGUCAAAGUCUGGGCCAUGACCCCGAGGGAGCAGUUAAGGAAAAUGUCAGCAAUGGGAGAGCAAGGGGCGCUGGACGAGAAACACUGGUACCGGCUGGUCAACGGCAUGUCUGCUGGAGAGCUGCGCCAGCGGCAGGAGAUGAUGAUGAGGAAUCAGAUGGCCAUGGCUCCUCAGAUCCUGGCCCAGGGACAGCAGAGGUUACAGGGUGUGCCCCCCCAGUUUGAGCCCCGCUUCAUGGAACGAGAGCUGGGUCCGCCCGCAGAGAUGGUAUCUUCUGAGGCCCGGCAGAUGCACAUGGGAGGUCACCUGGUUCCACCUAUGACCCCACACUCAGGCAUGCCUGGCAGGGGCUUCCCCGGAGCCAGCUAUAACUUCCUGCCCUCAGAGCCCAUGGAGACAGUUGCUCGGCGACAGGAGUUGAUCCACAAGCAGAACAUCGCCAGAAUGGAGAUGAAUGCAAUUCUUCACCAGAAAGAGAUGGAGAAUGCCCACCAGAAGGGGCUGAUGGGAAUGGAGGCUCCCAUGCUGUACCAGUCCAACGCCAUGGCGUUCAGAGGGCGCCAACGCCUCCCGGAGGGCCACGACGUCUUCGUCCACCGUACCACCCUGGAGGAAAUGCAGGCCAACAGCCUCCUGAUGUCCGCCAGCCCCUAUCCACCAAUCAGCACGCUGCAGAGAGAAAGGGGCCGCCGCGCCGGCCGCCGGGCGGCCAAUCACAAGAGCACAGAGAGCCUUGUGUCUUGUCCAAAAAGCCAAUUGGAGGACAAGGGCGUGGAGCAGAGUCCCGGGGGCGCCUCCGGAGAGGAGAAGGAGACUGAGGGGAAGAUGGACAUGGGCGGGGAGGUAGCCAGCAAGCAGCAUCAAACCAAAGUGGAUGUGGAGCUGUCGGCGGGUGGCAGGAAGAGCUACAAGGAGGAGCAGGGCCUGCGCAAGGCCUGCAUGAACGGUCAAGACGGCUGUCCUGACGUGACCAACUGUAACCGGGGCUCCAGUGACAAAGACAUGUCCAGCCAGUGCUCUGCGUUCCAGUACCCCUCCGCCAGUGGACCUAUCCCAGGCAUGCCUUACAUCUUUCCCCCUGGACCACCUAAUCUUUUUAUCAACGGUGAGGACGUGUCCUCGGUCGAAGACAUCAGGAAGUGGACAGUGGAUGACGUGUACAACUUCAUCAAUAACACACCCAGCUGCUCUGAAUAUGCACAGACAUUCAAGGACCACAUGAUAGAUGGGGAGACAUUGCCACUCCUGACAGAAGACCAUCUACUCGACACAAUGGGACUGAAGCUGGGCCCUGCCCUCAAGAUACGAUCACAGGUAUCUCGACGGCUUGGCAGUAUGUUCUACAUGAUGAAUCUUCCGCUAGCUGCUGCCUCACUGCAGGCAGCCCCUGAGAAACCAGGGGGCGACCGGACGUCAGAGAUCAGCUCCCCGGUCAACUGUAACAGUGUGGAGAUGAUGGGCAGCCCCUGUAUCAGAGACCUGGACGGCCCGAAACCCAUUGACCCUCUCCCAGAGACUGACAACCCCUCUCCCCCCUCGGCCAGCAGUGAAACGGCCUGAGUCGUAAGCGUGGAGGGCGCACGUCGUCGACCAGUGGUCAACCCAUAGCCCAUACCAUGUACAUGUACAUAGAGGCACAUAAACCCUGACAGUGUUGGACGCACCUGUCCAAUCCUCGCAUGACUUUCCAAAGGGAAUAAGCAGUUGGAAGUAGGCGGUGAUUAGGAUUUCAGCACUGUUUCAGCCCUAAGUCCUGUUUUAAGCUGCUAUCUCUUCCCAUUACAUUAAGGUCAUUACAUUCAGUUUUGCAGUGUUUCCUACAGUGUCCAAAAGGUUGAGGGUACAAUGGCAUCUUUUGUAUUUUAGCUUAAAUCGAUGGUCUGUAAUCUUUUUCCACCAUGUUUAAGAUUCAAAAUGGAGACAAUGAAUCCCAGGCAAUUAGAAAUGUAUUAUUAAGGAAGAAUGGAAUGAACAGUGAGUAUACAGGUGACUUCUUUGUAUGGGAAACAAUAAAUAAACAGUGUGUAAACGCUGAA
Esox lucius (northern pike) is the source of this 3060-nucleotide messenger RNA. It is a transcript of the gene samd7, whose product is annotated as sterile alpha motif domain containing 7. Lineage: Eukaryota; Metazoa; Chordata; Actinopteri; Esociformes; Esocidae. Gene Ontology annotation, molecular function: protein binding. The record is from RefSeq and is a predicted model, not a curated record. The transcript has 7 exons. The coding region runs from base 1040 to 2584 and encodes 514 amino acids.